CAGAUGCUCUGUGUUACCUGCGAUAAUGCCACUAACAACACUGUGAUGGUGGAGAAUCUUGCAGAGGCUCUUCCCUCCUUCUCUGGGAGGGCAAAUCAUAUGAGGUGUUUCUUGCAUACCAUUAACCUGGUGGCAAAGUCACUCCUCAAGGAGUUCAAUAUGAUGAAGAGAGAGGCGACUCAGGCGCUUGAUAACAAUGUUGGCAGCAAGAGUGGAGAAAGCGAGAAUGAAAUGGAGAACCUGCCUACAGACAGCUAUGCUGCUGAGGGUGCAGAGGACGACAGUCUGCUGGGAGACAAUGAUGAGGGGUGGAUUGAUGAAGUGGAGUUGCUGUCUGAGUGUGAGCACAAGCAGCUAUGGCAACAAAUACUUCCAGUAAAAUUAGUGUUGGUGAAGGUAAGUAAAAAAAAAACAUUGCACACCUUGAUAACUAACAGCACCAUCUCAUGCAGCUGUGCAAGGUUGCAUUCAAACUCAUACACUCCACCACCAUUCUCCUUCCUGCCUGGCACAAGGCACUCCAUUUGUUGA
Suillus subaureus is the source of this 531-nucleotide messenger RNA. RefSeq lists its product as uncharacterized. Lineage: Eukaryota; Fungi; Basidiomycota; Agaricomycetes; Boletales; Suillaceae. The record is from RefSeq and is a predicted model, not a curated record. The annotation marks the transcript as partial. The transcript has a single exon.